GGCGGGUGAUUCCAUCGUACUGUUGACAGAAGAGUUCUACAAGGAGUCGCAACCAUGAAGUUUUUUGUAGACGGCAGCGAAAUAGCGCACAUAACAAAACCUCAAGAUAUACAAUAUAUGCAAAUGUUAAAGUUUUUUACGAAUUCGCUAGCAGGUUGGCCUAUCGAGGCUGUGGAAGGGAUAGACGGCAAGAAAAAUUUUUACUGGAGAAACGGCUUGGUUGUCAUUGCAUAUGCGUAUUUUUUCGGACAAGUGUUUUAUAUUUACAGGUAUAUUAACGAUUACACAUUUUUAGUCAUGGGUCAUUCGUACAUCACUGUACUCAUGACUAUUGUAACAAUAGCUCGACACACAUUACCAUACUUCAAAUGCUACGACGAUACGACUGCCGACUUCGUGCAUAAUAUCCACCUUUUCAAUUAUCGAAACAAACCUGGCUACUACAAGGAGUUUCACUUAAAGAUACACAAAAUAUCCCACGCUUUCUCGGUAUACCUGUGCACACUAUUGGUGACGGGUCCUAGUAUGUUCAAUGGUAUACCACUUUACAACAACUAUGCGUCGGGAGCUUUUAGCUUUAACAGAUCGCCUAACGUGACCUACGAACAGGCCGUGAGCUUGUUGCUACCUUUCGAUGAUACAAAUAAUUUCAAAGGUUACUUCGUAGUUUUUCUUGCUAAUUGCUGUGUGAGUUAUAUUUCCUCGUGUUGUCUUUGUAUCUAUGACCUCCUCCUUUCUCUCAUGGUGUUCCAUCUUUGGGGACAUCUAAAAAUCCUUACAAAGACCCUCGAUAACUUCCCGAAGCCAGGAUUUCUAAAUCCACAAGCUAUUGAAGCGGAUCCGAACAAAAGUUUAAAAUUUUCUGAUGAAGAACUGAAAGUUAUUCACAAGAAACUUGGUGAAUGUGUGGCUCAUCAUCAGUUGAUUUCCAACUUCUCAACGCGUAUGUCGAACACUUUUGGAUUGUCACUGUUCAUCUAUUACGGUUUCCAUCAGCUGAGCGGCUGCUUGCUGUUGCUGGAAUGCGCACAACUGGAAGCUGCAGCCAUUAUAUGCUAUGGGCCGCUUACGUUGGUCGUGUUUCAACAAUUAAUACAAUUGUCAUUUAUAUUUGAGCUCAUAGGGACUGUGAACGAGGGCCUUACGGACUCCGUGUAUUGUUUGCCGUGGGAGGCUAUGGACCAAGGAAACAAGAAAAUAGUAUUCACUUUUCUACGUCAAUCACAGAAGUCGAUGAAUUUAAAAGCUUUGAACAUGCUUAGCAUUGGAGUACAGACUAUGGCAAAGAUUUUGAAGACAACCAUGACCUACUUUUUGAUGCUUCAAACAAUCGCCAAAGAUGAGAGCUAAACUGCAUGCACGAAAAUACUUAAAAUUCCGCACUACGCACAUUACAGAUCCUAAUAUGCACAACAUUACUGUAUCACAAACAUAUUAAAUACAGUUUUGAAACUUUG
Manduca sexta (tobacco hornworm) is the source of this 1457-nucleotide messenger RNA. RefSeq lists its product as uncharacterized. Bases 55 to 1350 code for a protein of 431 amino acids. Gene Ontology annotation, molecular function: olfactory receptor activity; odorant binding. The record is from RefSeq and is a predicted model, not a curated record. Gene Ontology annotation, biological process: sensory perception of smell; detection of chemical stimulus involved in sensory perception of smell. NCBI's taxonomy places the organism in Eukaryota, Metazoa, Arthropoda, Insecta, Lepidoptera, Sphingidae. The transcript has 8 exons. Gene Ontology annotation, cellular component: plasma membrane.